This is a messenger RNA of Artibeus jamaicensis (Jamaican fruit-eating bat), 1311 nucleotides long. Its product is annotated as keratin, type I cuticular Ha7-like. The coding region runs from base 1 to 1311 and encodes 436 amino acids. Gene Ontology annotation, molecular function: structural molecule activity. Lineage: Eukaryota; Metazoa; Chordata; Mammalia; Chiroptera; Phyllostomidae. The transcript is spliced from 7 exons. The record is from RefSeq and is a predicted model, not a curated record.
AUGACUUCUGACCACUGCGGUUCUCCCCUCUGUGGGCAGGUUUCAGAGGCUGAGCCUGCCUCUCUGGGCCUCUUGGCUACCCUGGCACAUGCCAACCGCGUCCGUGUGGGGAUGACCCCUCUGGGCAGACCCAACCUCUGUCUGCCCCAGAGCUGCCACACCGCUUGUCCCUUGCCAGGGACCUGCCACAUUCCAGGCAACAUUGGAAUCUGUGGGGCCUAUGGUGAAGGCGCCCUGAACGGGCACGAGAAGGAGACCAUGCAGUUCCUGAACGACCGCCUGGCCAACUACCUGCAGAAGGUGCGCCAGCUGGAGCAGGAGAACGCGGAGCUGGAGACCAAGAUCCGGGAGUGGAGCAAAUGCCACGAGACCACCGUGUGCCCCAACUACCAGUGCUACUUCCGCACCAUCGAGGAGCUCCAGCAGAAGAUCCUGUGCACCAAGUCUGAGAACAACAGGCUGGUUGUUCAAAUCGACAGUGCCAAGCUGGCUGCAGAUGACUUCAGGACCAAGUACCAGAUGGAGCACUCACUCCACCAGCUGGUGGAGGCUGACGUCUGUGGCCUGCGCAGGGCGCUAGAUGACCUCACACUCGCCAAGUGUGACCUGGAGGCCCAGGUGGAGUCCCUGAAGGAGGAGCUGCUCUGCCUCAAGAAGAACCACGAGCAGGAAGUGAACACGCUGAAGUGCCAGCUGGGAGACAAGCUCAGCAUCGAGCUGGACACCGAGCCCUCCGUGGACCUGGGCAGGGUGCUGGAGGAGAUGCGGUGCCGGUACGAGGCCAUGGUGGAGACCAACCGCCAUGAUGUGGAGCAGUGGUUCCAAGCCCAGUCGGAGGGCAUCAGCCUGCAGGCCAUGUCCUGCUCAGAGGAGCUGCAGUGCUGCCAGUCAGAGAUCCUGGAGCUGAGAUGCACAGUGAACGCCCUGCAGGUGGAGCUUCAGGCUCAGCACAACCUGAAGGACUGUCUGCAGAACUCCCUGUGCGAGUCCGAGGCCCGCUACGGCACUGAGCUGGCCCAGAUGCAGACCCUGAUCAGCACCGUGGAGGAGCAGCUGGCCGAGAUCCGGGCCGACCUGGAGCGGCAGAACCAGGAGUACCAGGUGCUGCUGGACGUCAAGGCGCGGCUGGAGGGCGAGAUCAACACGUACCGGGGCCUGCUGGAGAGCGAGGACUGCAAGCUUCCCUGCAACCCAUGCACGACCCCAGCCUCCAGCACCCCCUGUCCAGCCCCUGCAGCCUGCAGCACCUGCUCUCCCUGCCUUGCCCGGCCUCCACAGGCCUCCUGUGGACCCUGCUCAUUGCCCGGAUGA